UCACCGAGGAGAUAAACGAAUAAAGAUAUGGUCCCUGCCCUCAACACUGCGGAAGAGAGAGCCGCGGACUUGCGUAAAGAUGUGGCUGCAGCAAGUCUCCCACACAACUGUCUCUCCGGACAUCGUCUUUCCUUCUCUCCAUUACUGGAAGUUUUCAGGUCACAAGGGAUUCAGGGGGACCCCGGGACGGGAAGAGGGCACAUUAAACUUUACAGAGAUAAAAGGCCCGACAGCUCCUAGGGUGUGCGAGGCGAGCCGGGAAGCUAGGGACAGCUGUUAACAGGAUGCUGGGGCCGCGCGCCCUUCGCGAAGGAAGAUUGUCCCUGCGCAGCCGCCGUCGCCGAGCCGGAAGUGAACCUGGUGGUCGUGGCAGCUGAGACCGUGGCCACGUCCGGCGGGGCUCGGACCGGGAGAUUCGGGAUGGCUGAGGACGGGGCUCCUGGGACCGCUGUGUGCUCCGAGCAGUUCGGCUCCGGGACGGCCCGGGGCUGCCGCGUCGCGGCCGACGGCAGCCUGCAGUGGGAGCCGGGAGGGUGGCACUGGCGGGGGUUCUCCCGGGUCUUCCAGGCGAAACCAGAUGGACGAGAUGGGGGUGGAGGGGGUUCCCCCGGCACCGCUUCCCGGACGCUCGCGGGGCUCCAGGCCGUGUUCUUGCCGCAGGGCUUCCCUGAGAGCGUCAGCCCGGACUACCUGCCCUACCAGCUGUGGGAUUCUGUGCAGGCCUUUGCUUCCAGUCUCUCCGGCUCCCUGGCCACCCAGGCAGUCUUGCUGGGCCUAGGGGUGGGGAACGCAAAAGCCACUGUCUCAGCUGCCACGGCCACCUGGCUCGUGAAAGAUUCAACUGGCAUGCUGGGCCGCAUCAUCUUUGCCUGGUGGAAGGGGAGCAAACUGGACUGUAACGCGAAGCAGUGGAGGCUUUUCGCUGACAUCCUCAACGAUAUUGCCAUGUUCUUGGAGAUUAUGGCUCCUGUGUUCCCAGUCUGUUUCACCAUGACCGUCAGCACCAGCAACCUGGCCAAGUGCAUUGUGAGCGUGGCUGGUGGGGCCACGCGGGCUGCGCUGACCGUGCACCAGGCCCGCAGGAACAACAUGGCCGACGUGUCCGCCAAGGAUAGCAGCCAGGAGACACUGGUGAACCUGGCAGGGCUCCUGGUCAGCCUCUUGAUGCUUCCCCUGGUGUCAGGUUGCCCUAGCGUCAGCCUCGGGUGUUUCUUCCUCCUCACUGCCCUCCACAUCUAUGCCAACUACCGGGCCGUCCGAGCCCUUGUCAUGGAGACCUUGAAUGAAAGCCGGCUGCGGCUGGUCCUGAAGCACUUUCUUCAGCAGGGGGAGGUACUUGACCCCACGCCAGCCAAUCAGAUGGAGCCGCUGUGGACAGGUUUCUCACCGUCUCCGGCUCUAUCCCUGGGGGUCCCUCUACACUGUUUGGUCUCCAGUAUGUCUGAGCUGCAGCAGCUGAUUGACGGGCACCAGGAGCCCUACCUCCUCUGCUGGGACCAGUCACGAAACCAGGUGCAGGUAGUUCUGAGCCAGAUGGCAGGCCCUGAGACCGUCCUAAGAGCCGCCACACACGGGCUGGUGCUGGGAGCCUUGCGGGAAGACGGACCCCUUCCAGGAGAGCUGGAGGAGCUGAGGAGAUGGGUGCGGGCAGGUCCUGAGAAAGAUAGCUGGGUGGUCGUGAAGGAGACGCACAAGGUGUUGGACAAGCUGUUCCCAAAGUUCUUGAAAGGGCUGCAGGCUGCCGGCUGGAAGACCGAGAAGCACCAGCUUGAGGUGGAUGAGUGGAGGGCCUCGUGGCUCCAGACUCCGGAAAAGAAGGUCUCAUGAGCAGCCCGGACAAGGACACUGGCCACGGCAACUUGUGGGAACGGCUGCUUU
This is a messenger RNA of Oryctolagus cuniculus (rabbit), 1878 nucleotides long. RefSeq names its product RUS family member 1 (gene RUSF1). The record is from RefSeq and is a predicted model, not a curated record. NCBI's taxonomy places the organism in Eukaryota, Metazoa, Chordata, Mammalia, Lagomorpha, Leporidae.